Molecule: messenger RNA, 1032 nt
Organism: Glarea lozoyensis ATCC 20868
Lineage: Eukaryota; Fungi; Ascomycota; Leotiomycetes; Helotiales; Helotiaceae
Product: NAD(P)-linked oxidoreductase
Exons: 4
Coding region: 1-1032 (343 amino acids)
Cellular component (GO): cytoplasm
Source: RefSeq, a predicted model, not a curated record
AUGCCUGCACCUUCUGUCAUACAACAUAAACUCGGAAAAGAUGGUCCUCUUGUGCCAGCCAUGGGAUUUGGCCUAUUGCCUUUAUCCAUAGCAUAUGGAUCGAUUCCAGAUGACGAGGAAAGAUUCAAAUUACUUGACAGAGCUGUUGAGAUAGGCUCCACAUUUUGGGACAGUGCUGAUCUUUAUGGAGACAGUGAGGCCUUGCUAGGCAAAUGGUUCAAGCGUACUGGCAAGCGUGAUCAGAUCUUUCUCUCCACCAAAUUUGGCUAUGUUAAAGGAGCUCAAUUGGGCAACAUCGACAGCUCUGCUGCAUAUGCCAAAUCUGCUUGCGCAGAAAGUCUUAAGAUACUUGGUAUUGACUCUAUCGAUUUGUACUGGCUUCACCGUCCAAACCGCGAAACUCCAAUUGAAGAGACUAUGCGGGCAAUGGUAGAAUUGAAAAAAGAAGGUAAAAUCAAGUACAUCGGAUUAUCCGAAGUAACCUCGACCACACUCCGCAGAGCACACAAGAUCCACCCAGUCUCUGCCAUUCAGAUGGAACACUCCCCGUUCACACUCGACAUCGAGGGUCCCGAAGGCACCGAUCUUCUUGCCACUUGUCGAGAGCUCGGCGUGGCUGUCAUCUGCUACUCCCCACUCAGUCGAGGUCUCCUCACAGAAACCUUCACCAAGAACGAACCUGUCACAGACGAAAAAGACUUACGCUGGGCUGCAUUCCCACGUUUCAACGAAAAUGUGCGCGACGCCAACGUCAAACUUGUCAAUGGAUUCAAGGCACUUGCUGAUAAGAGAGGUUGUACCACCUCCCAGCUGGCGCUUGCUUGGCUGCUUAAGCAGGGUGAUGAUAUUUUCCCGAUUCCGGGGACGAAGAGGAUUCAGUACUUGGAGGAGAACUGGGCUGCGCUUGAUGUCAAGCUUACUGAUGAGGAUGAGCUUGAGAUUCGGACCUUUGUUCAGAAUAACAAGAUUGCAGGUGGUCGGCUCCCUGAAAAGUAUAACAAGGGGCUUGUGGAUACGAAGGCAGAAAGCUAA